ACAAUUAAGUGGCAAUACAUUAUGAUUGUGAGGGUAAGAAAUGUAUCAUUAAGAGGUAGGAUCUUACCAAGAGUGAGAACACCACUUUUAUUGACCCGGUCUAUGAACCCUUUAUUAAAUUAUUACUCUACAUCAACUACAACUACACCCAAAGUUCUUAAACCUUCAUCAUUUGCUCAACCAAUAGAGAAUCAAUCUACUCCAAAUGUACAAAAGACAGAUGUACCACAAGAAGAUAUAGAUGAUUUUGCGAUCACAAAGCUUAUACAUGGUCAAACCGACCUUCACAUAGCCAUAACUGAAAGGGCAAGUAAUAAACUUACUGAUAUUGCAACUGCGGAUAACAAUCCAAAGACAGCCUUAAAAAUCAGUGUAGAAAGUGGUGGGUGUCAUGGGUUUCAAUACAACUUAGAACUUACUGAUUUGGAUGUGGAAAUGGCCAAGGCUAAAGAAGAAGAUAUUGAAGAUGAACUUUUGGUAUUCAAAAGACAACAAGAGGGCAAAACUGCUGUAAUUGUUUUGGAUGACAGUUCCUUGCAAAUCUUGCAAGACUCCAAGGUUGAUUAUACCAAGGAGCUCAUUGGUAGUCAAUUUAAAGUGGUUGAUUCGCCAUACACAUCUACUGCUUGUGGUUGUGGAGCAUCUUUUGAUUUUGAUUUUGAAAAAUUGGAAAAGAAAAACAAUGAAUUGGCCAAUAAGCUGUGAUGUAUAUAUGUAUAACUUAUAUGAUUGAUGAUACGAA
This is a messenger RNA of [Candida] anglica, 742 nucleotides long. Lineage: Eukaryota; Fungi; Ascomycota; Pichiomycetes; Serinales; Debaryomycetaceae. The record is from the annotation of a GenBank genome assembly.